UUAAACCUGUAAACGUUAUGUUGAAAUACAGGAGAACUGCGCCAGUGGAACAGAAAUACACAACACCGUGGCCACCGAAUUCAGGGGGACUACUUUAUCGCAUGGAAGCACAAUAACUGGCACGUCUUUGAAGGUGGUUCGCUCUUUUUGUUGCCUCUUCAGUGAAGAACUUCCACCUCCGUCCCCCACACACACAGGGAAAUUUACAUUCAGUCCCUCUCUGUCCCCUCCUCACACCUGUAUGUACCCGGUCCGAGGUGUGAAUGCACCUGCGUCCUCUAUCCUCACUCCGCUCCGCUCACCCGCAGCUCUCAUUGCUCCAGCGGCGUCCUUCGUCCGGACACCUCGCGGAUCAAACAUGUUCGGCGCUUUCUUCUGCGCGCUCGUUUCAUUGCAUCCGAUUUUCUGUUCUCGCUGGUCUCUGGCAGCUCUUCCUCCGGAUCGCGAGGACGCGCCGUGGUUCGUGGGCUGCGUCAGCGCCAGCAGCAGCCUUUACAGAACCGAAGGGGCCCGUGACCUUGACCCGGCCACUUGCUGUGUUCUCUGUCUGGAGAAAGGGUACCAGGUUGCAGCGUUGACCUCAGAGGCUUGUUACUGUGGCAACCAGCAACGUGGUUUCGUGGCCAGUGAGUGUUUCAACACAUCUUCCAGUGGGGGGACAAAAGAUGACAGAGGAGGAGGACAAAGUGUCCUCCACUUGCCUGUUGGAGGUGCACCGGGAAGUGUGGCCCUCUACAGAACCGAAGGACCAUUUCUGCACAGCGUUCGCCUGUCCACGUCUCCGGACAGAGUGCAGGCUGGGAAGACUUUUAUCAUGGAAGUUUCUGGAAACCUGGCCGGACGCCCCAACCAGCCAACAGGGAUUCUGGGUCUAGGAGAGCGGGACCUCUCUUACGUCACUGUUGAGUUUCAGAAAACGACCCCUACAGGUCAAAGUUCACACCGUGUCAAUGUGUUGGAUGACGGCUCCUUUGUUGUGUCAUCUGAUGGGAUUUUGGCAACGCCAGGAGAGUAUCAACUCAACGUCAGCGUCUCCAACCCCCUCUCAACAGCCUCCUCCACCCUCCACCUCUCCGUCUUGCAGCCCUCUGCAGACGGCACGGUGGUCUCUGUGCCUCGCGGCCCCCUGGGUGUCCCCUCCAGCAGCCCAUUCCCACAAAGAGGCUCCAACAGAGAGACAGUGGAGGAAGCGCACCCGGGCGACCCCACCACGCUGCAGGCCCACAUGGCCGACGGUCCGCCAGGAGAGUUUUUUCAGUGGAUUACUGGCAACCAAAAAGGGGGGGAAAAAAAGGUAGUCAAGACAGCUUGCCGUCCCACAUCCGAGUGUUUGAUCAGCACUGUGACCAAGGAAAGUUGCCUCAGAGCGUCUCUUCUCUACACUUCUGACCCAACGUCAGUGCCGCUCUCCGACCUCCUGCCUCAGGCCUUUGUGGUGGAAGAGAUCACACGUGCAGCGGUUUCUUCUCAGACUUGGAAGUCAGCAGUAUCCACGCACACAGAAGUCCACCUGCAGGUGGUCGGCCCCGUCAGCCGAGCGGGGUCGCGGGUUAUUUGGACUUUCAGUUUGGAAAAUAACACUGGGAUCAGCAGGAGCAGCGAAGACUGGAGCGCGAAUGUGUCUCUCACAGCGGCAGGCCGUUACAAGGUGACAGCCGAGGCCUUGAGCCCAAUCAGCCGGGCCUCGCUCUGCACACACAUCCUGGUUCAGGAUCCGGUUGGGGAGUUAUUACUGAACGUUUCCAGCGUGGUCACGGCCCACCGAAGACACCCGGUUUCAUUUACCGUCACAGCGGGCUCAAAUGUGACCGUGUCUCUGCUGGUGAAUACGACGCUGCUGCACAGAAACUGCAGCUACGCUGCAGGGGAGGAGACGACGGUGGUUUCGCUUUUCGACCAAACCGGGACAGUUGUGGUUGAGCUGCGAGCAGAGAAUCGAGUGUCUUCUCAGAGCAAAAGCGUAACAGUGCGCGUCGAGGGCAACAGGAAACCAAAAGCUGUUGUUAAUCCAACAUGGCGACCACCCAGCAGUCAAAGUCCUGUUCACAACCUGGAUGACAAUGUGUGGAUUUAUUCAGAAAAGCAAGCGUAUCCCACAAAUACCGAAAUUACCUUUGUGGCCAUGACUGGAGUAGCAGACCCUGUGGAAUUCCUCUGGCACUUUGGGAACUCGAGAUCAAAGAGAACCACCUCAAGAAACGUCACCGAAAGAUACCACAAACCUGGCAGGUACGCUGUAGUUGUAGUAAUGUCAAGUGGCCGGACCUCCAUUACCUCUGAUGUGCUGCUGCUGGUAGUGCAGAGAGCUGUUAGGCUCAACAGGCUGGUCCUCCGGGCCUCCGCCCUGCAGAACCAAACCGUGACAGUGAGCUGCCGGGUCAAUGUGGGCACUGAUCUCACCUUCCUCUGGAGCUUUGGAGACGGAUCGUCCAGGCUGGGACGGAGCACCGAGCAGCAUGUUUUCCACAGGACAGGAGAGUUCAGAGUGGAGGUAACUGUGUCCAACCUGGUCAGUUCUGCCUCUCUAAGCGGUCCCCUCUUUGUUGUGGACCGGCAUUGUCAGCCUCCAGCAGUGAAAAACAUGGGGCCUCUGAAACUACAGGUGAAUUUUACCAGCGGGACUUUAACCUGUGCUAUGGCUACGUUUGAUAAAAUGGCAUCUAACUAA
Pungitius pungitius (ninespine stickleback) is the source of this 2668-nucleotide messenger RNA. RefSeq lists its product as uncharacterized. The transcript is spliced from 9 exons. Gene Ontology annotation, biological process: calcium ion transport. Gene Ontology annotation, cellular component: plasma membrane. The record is from RefSeq and is a predicted model, not a curated record. Bases 242 to 2668 code for a protein of 808 amino acids. NCBI's taxonomy places the organism in Eukaryota, Metazoa, Chordata, Actinopteri, Perciformes, Gasterosteidae. Gene Ontology annotation, molecular function: monoatomic cation channel activity.